Molecule: messenger RNA, 609 nt
Organism: Psylliodes chrysocephalus
Lineage: Eukaryota; Metazoa; Arthropoda; Insecta; Coleoptera; Chrysomelidae
Source: the annotation of a GenBank genome assembly
AUGGCAAAAAGGACGCAAGAAAAUACAAUAUUUAAAUAUUUAUUUAAAAAAUCUAAACCUGGUUCUACUGAAAAUCAGUGUUCAAGUGUUUUCGACAGUGAUACUGCCUCAAGUAGUUCUGGUACUUCUGCUGCCGUUCCUGGGACUGUGGAUGUUGUUUCUCAGCAUGUUUUAGAUGUGCGCUAUUAUACGGGAUCAAACACCAAAAUUGGUGAUGAUUUAAAGUACAGAUUGUUGAAAUCUCUUUGGAUGCCAGAAAAGACAUUUAAGUUUCCAGUAAGUGACGAUAAAAGAAAGCUAAAAUUUAAAAUGCAAUGGUUUGAACGGUUCUGGAGGUUGGUUUACACGAGUACAGGGCAACAAGGUGCUUUGUGCAAAUAUUGUGUAUUAUUUGCCAGAGAUUGCGUAGGUAAAGGCUCUCAUCAGCAGUUGAAAUCCUUAGUUUCUCAGCCGCUUACUAAAUGGAAAGAUGCUGUACAUGAUUUCAAACAUCACAGUGAAAGCCAGUACCACAAAUCUUUUGCAUUAUUGGCUGAUAAUUUUAUGAAGGUGUAUAAUAAAUCUCAACCAAAUAUAAUAAUUCAGAUUGAUAGCGGAUACCUAGCGUAA